CAGAAAAUUUCUAAAGACUUUGAGAAGAUAGGAAAAUCUCAGAAAGGCAGUAGCGCCAUUAUACUAGCCGGCAGCAGCAAGUUGUGUCCUCUUCAUUUGCUCCUCUCUGACCGGUCCCUCGUCACAUCUUCCUUUACGACUCAUGUGAUUAGGGUCCUGUAGGCUGUGGUGCUGAUUGCAGCUCUUCAGAAGUUAGCAGGCAUGAAACUGAAUUGGGGACUGAGAGAAUCAGCUGUAUUUGCUUCUUUGUCAGCAGCACUUGAGUGAUCUCUGUUUCUUCAUUCUUCUUUGUUGUCUGCUUGCCAACCAAGACUUGUAUUUGGAGAACUCUGUUGUACUGAAUCUGACGUCAUCUUUGACCUGUAGUAAGAGCAUGCAUUUUCAAGUGCCAGUUAGAUUUUUGGAUCAAUAAAGGUCUCCUGAAAGGUAGUCACUUUCAGUGACAUUGUUCAGUUCUCACAAUGUAUCAUUCCUUAUCUGAAACUAGACAUCCUCUGCAGCCCGAAGAACAAGAAGUGGGCUUUGACCCCUUGUCAAGUUACUCAAACAAGACUGGAGGAGAUUCAAAUAAAAAUGGAAGAAGAAGUUCUACUUUAGAUUCAGAUGGGACUUUUAAUUCUUAUAGGAAAGAAUGGGAAGAACUAUUUGUAAACAACAAUUACUUGGCAACAAUAAGGCAGAAGGGGAUUAAUGGGCAGCUGAGAAGCAGCAGGUUCCGCAGCAUUUGCUGGAAGCUAUUUCUUUGUGUUCUUCCUCAAGAUAAAAGUCAGUGGAUAAGUAGAAUUAAAGAAUUAAGAGCAUGGUAUAGCAACGUUAAAGAAAUACACAUCACAAACCCGAGGAAGGUUGUUGGCCAGCAAGAUCUGAUGAUCAAUAAUCCCCUUUCACAGGAUGAAGGGAGUCUUUGGAACAAAUUCUUUCAAGAUAAAGAACUUCGAUCAAUGAUUGAACAAGAUGUCAAAAGAACGUUUCCUGAAAUGCAGUUUUUCCAACAAGAAAAUGUGAGAAAAAUUCUUACAGAUGUUCUUUUCUGUUAUGCCAGAGAGAACGAGCAGUUGCUUUAUAAACAGGGCAUGCACGAGCUCUUAGCGCCUAUAGUCUUCAUCCUCCACUGUGACCACCAGGCUUUUCUUCAUGCCAGUGAGUCUGCCCAACCAAGUGAGGAAAUGAAAACUCUCUUAAACCCCGAGUAUCUGGAACAUGAUGCCUAUGCGAUGUUCUCACAACUUAUGGAAACUGCCGAACCUUGGUUUUCUACUUUUGAGCAUGAUGGUCAAAAGGGAAAAGAAACACUGAUGACUCCCAUCCCCUUUGCUAGACCACAGGAUUUAGGGCCAACAAUUGCUAUUGUUACUAAAGUCAACCAGAUCCAGGAUCAUCUACUGAAGAAGCAUGACAUUGAGCUUUAUAUGCACUUGAACAGACUAGAAAUCGCACCACAGAUAUAUGGGUUACGGUGGGUCCGGCUACUCUUUGGGCGAGAGUUCCCCCUGCAGGAUCUUCUGGUGGUCUGGGAUGCCUUGUUUGCAGACAGCCUGAGCCUGAGUUUGGUUGAUUACAUCUUCAUAGCCAUGUUACUCUACAUCCGCGAUGCUUUGAUCUCUAGUAACUACCAGACCUGUCUUGGCCUUCUGAUGCAUUACCCACUAAUUGGAGAUGUACACUCACUGAUUCUUAAGGCUCUGUUCCUUCGAGAUCCAAAGAGAAAUCCAAGACCAGUGACUUACCAAUUCCAUCCAAAUUUAGAUUAUUACAAAGCACGGGGAGCAGAUCUUAUGAAUAAAAGCCGGGCCAAUGCCAAAGGUGCCCCCCUGAAUAUAAAUAAGGUCUCGAAUAGCCUGAUUAAUUUUGGAAGAAAGUUGAUUUCUCCGGCAAUGGCCCCAGGCAGUGUGGGAGGCCCCGCAGCAGCGGGCGGCAGUGGCGGCUCGUCCACCGCCGUGGCUGCCGCCAGGACCCCAGCAGAGCUCCCCAGGCAGCCCUGGCAGCAGCAGCAGCAGCAGCAGCAGCAGAGACUGAUGAAAUCAGAAAGCAUGCCAGUGCAAUUGAACAAAGGCGAUGUAGUUACAGGAAGCGAUGCUCAGGUUUCUGCUCCUGUCCAGACUCUAACUGACCUCCAAGGACAAAGUUCUAAAACCAUCAGUUCAUCCCCAAGCACUGAAAGUUUGCCUGGAGGGAGAGAAUUCACUGGCUCCCCACCUUCAUCUGCUACUAAAAAGGAUUCCUUUUUUAGCAACAUCUCCCGUUCCCGCUCACACAGCAAAACUAUGGGCAGAAAAGAAUCUGAAGAAGAAUUAGAAGCCCAGAUUUCCUUCCUUCAAGGACAAUUAAACGACCUGGAUGCCAUGUGCAAGUACUGUGCGAAGGUGAUGGACACUCACCUUGUAAAUAUUCAAGAUGUGAUAUUACAAGAAAAUUUGGAAAAAGAAGAUCAAAUUCUGGUCUCUCUGGCAGGAUUAAAACAGAUCAAAGACAUUCUGAAAGGUUCCCUGCGUUUCAACCAGAGCCAGCUGGAAGCUGAGGAGAACGAGCAGAUCACCAUCUCAGAUGACCACUACUGCUCCAGUGGCCAGGGCCAGGGCAACCAAGCGCCUGGGGCCACCAAGCAGGCCUCUUCAGAAACCCCAGGGCGCGUGGACAGAGCGAGUGCAGACGACUUCAUCCUGGUCUCCAAAGACGACGACGCGGGCAGUGCCAAGGGGUCCCUCUCAGGCCAGGCGCAGCCCCUUCGCACCCUCCGCAGCUCCUGUGGGAAAAGCGAGCCCCUGGCCCGCUCCCCCCUGGUGUUCUCUGACCCGCUGACGGGCCCGGCCUCGGCUUCCUCCAGCAACCCCAGCUCCAGCCCGGACGAGGACAGCAGCAGCAACAGCAAGGACUCGGGCUUCACCAUUGUGAGCCCCCUGGACAUCUGACCGCGGUGCCCCUGGCUUCCCUUGCGGGGACCGGCCACCCUCUCAGCAGCCCCAGGGUCUGGCCGAGGCCUCCGCAGCAGAGACCCCUCUGAAACCAACACUUCUUUCCCAGCAGGCCUGUGGCCCUAGCGCAGCCCGUCGCAGGCAGGGCCCCAGAGCACACAGCCGGGCGUUCACCGAAACGCCGACGGGGCUUUCACGGCCUUGCCUCCUCCCACCCCACCCUUGCUCUGACGCAGACCUGGGUUAAGUAUCCAGCGUCGUGGUCAUUGUCAAAAAAAGACCAAACCACAGUUAGAAUCCCUUUUCCUCUGUCCUCUUCUCCCCAACUAAGAAAUAGGUGCGGCAGCCCCAUCAGUUUUAACUAAAGAAGGAAGAAGAGUUGGUUUCAAAUCUUCCCUCCCUCAGAGCGUCGGGCAUAGGAAAACCCAUUGAUAUCAAGGCGGCUUUCUCCCUGGAAAUCUAGAUCUCAGCCUCUGUCAUUCCUCCUUUGGGAAGCCAUACAGCAGAGCCAAAUACAGCAGAAUGGACUAGAACUGGUGCAUUCCAGGGCUGGAAAACCCCAUCACUGACCUCUCGGAAAGUUACAGUGAUCUUUAGAAACAGGGUCUAAACUUAGGAAUCAUAUUUUAGUGUGAUGGGAGUUAGAUUUUUAUUCAUCUGUUAAAGCGUACGUUUCCAGACCUCAGGCCAGAUCAUCGACCCUGGCCAUCUCUCUCCUUCCUCAGACAAUUGUAUUUCCCCUCUUAGAGUCUUUCCCAACCAGAAAGCAAGGUCACAUUAAGCCAAUCUUUGCUGCACUGAUUUCAAAAGUUGUAAGAAUGUUACUUCCUCGAACUGGUAAAUGUGACCCUGACUGGGUAAACCUCUCUCGGAUAGUUUUCUGGGAAAGCUUCUGGACGCUGGAAUACACUUGUCACCUGUCAACUGAGAAGUAAAGGGAAAAACCCAAACUCCUUCCCAUCCAGAGUCAGGAUGCCCCAUUGGCCUUAAAGUAGCAGUAACAGGGAAUUAGACCGGGAGUCCCUUCUGGGGGAGCAGGGCUUCCCACAGAACAUUCCAGAUGUCAGGAAGAUGCAGGACCUCUGCACAGCCCUCCCUUUGCUGGGAGCCAAGUAUGGGAGCUGGGGGCCUGGGCUCGGUUGUGGGCUGCGUCCAGACCCCACCGCCAGGGCAGGACCAGGGCUGGCUUGCCGGCGCCACCCCGGCCUUCAGCACGGAGGGGGGAUGCCCCUAUCAGGGGGCAGCCUACAGAAUCGUGAUGGGCAGAAAGAUCACAGGAGCCGUUUGUCGUCUUAGGGAGAAGCCCUUCUCCUGUGCUGUAGUGGUUCUGACAGGAGAGCCGCAGUGCCCCUGCCCUGCGGUGACUGGCUCUUGAGGCCUCCCGGCGGCGGGACCUGUCAGGCCAACAAGUGAAAAGCUAAGUGUGAAAGAAUCAACACCGUUUACAUCCUUCCCACUGCUAACCAUGUAUUUCUCUACAGGCAAAUGUGAUAAUGACCUGAUUUCCCACGUGCUCUCUAAAAAACUAGUGAUGACUCGAGAGUCAGCUACGAGAGGGUCCUAACGAGCCCUACCAUCUGUUCUUAACCUCUAGCAGGAGAAUCUGACGGCAUGAGCCCGGAGGAUGAGUAGUAGCUCUGGUUUUGCUCAGGUAACAGGGCUGUUUGGCCUUCCAUGGCGGCUCUGAGAUACGCUGAUGAGCUCCCUGGCUCCUGACUGACUGGUCUGCGCAGCCCCUGUGAGGGCGACUCACAGAGGAAGUUUCUGCCAAGUAUGUGUCGCCUUGAAGACUCUGCAUGUUCCCAAGGUCCCCAUACAGGGAGCGGCCUUGCAGCUGCGCCCAGUUGCCAUUAUUUUCUCUCGGAGGCCUGGUCUGGGGACUUGUUGGUAUUUUCAGUUCUAAGCACAGGGCCAUCCUCACCAGGGCUCAAGGAUGGUGACUGGAAAGGGCCACGGAGCUGGCUGUCCCCUGGCAGCGGGUCACAGCCAUCUCGCUUUGAGCAUCUCCAUGGCCUGAGAGCUAGAGUCAUGAGAGUCCAGUGUCCGUGGGCACACAGGAGCCGCCGGGCACCCGCCACUCCAAGGCCCCAGGCCACCUCCCUGCCGUCGACUGGCUGUUGCCAAGUUACUGAGCCCCGGCCCCCAGCACACCAGGGGCAGGUCCUCCACUCUGUGCUUCCGGGUCGGGGCCACGCGAGGGCCAAUGGGGUCCCUCAGAGCUGCUGCUUCUGGGGUCCCCAAUGUGCUGUCCCCGCUCGGAGGAAAGAGACACAGGGGGAGUGGGACGUGGGCAGUGCCAUCCUCAACUUCCUAUAGAUCCGUGGGGUUCUCUUAAUCUUUUUAAGUGACUUGUUUUUAUUUUUCAUAGUCAAGCAUUGUUUGCAUUUUUAUUAGUUACAGUGCUAUUAAAGAAUAUGUUCCUUUUUUAUUAUUUUAUCAGGUACUUGUUUCACUGCACAUUUUUUAAAAUCCUGACUAUAUGAAACCUUUUUAUUUUUCUUUAACAAAUAUAAUCAGUGGAAGCCUCUCAUGUUUUGAUUAGCAGUGAAAUAUAUGUAAAGCUUAGAUGAAUUCUGUCCUCCACUUUUUUAAUACAUGUGCCUAUGUUUCAUGCAUUCAUCUCUGAUCAGCUAGGAAAUUUGAGUUAAAUUUUGAUCUCUGUACAUUGCACAUGAGAGCUACAGAUUAGAGAACGAAAGUCAUUAUGACUUUGCCUUACUUUUGUAUAUGCCAAGGGGUCAUAGAAUAUUUUAAGCAUUUGAUUAUACGGGGCUCUUCUUCCAGAGGUGGUCUCCUGCUAAUGCUCACUGCUAACUGCAACCUGGUGAGAAGUAAUACCACUGCGGAGGGAGUGGGACUCAAAGUCCACGCAGGCCGCCUCUGCCUUCUCUGCGUCUGACAGAGUUCAUUAGUCCUGCAGGUCUGACUGCCCAGCACUAACAUGAAUGACUCCUGCACUUUGUCAGAGACGAUGAACAAAUGUAAAACUCAGUGGCAGUCACAUUGUCUCCUAAUGAUGGGUAAUCUGCCAGAGUUGACUUAAGUUUACCAUUUUGGUGUUUGUUUCCUUAAGAAGCUGCCUCCUUAGGAAGUUGCCUCCUGGCAUUGUUACAGAAGCAGUGUUGGGGUGAGUGGGGCGCAGGGGAGAAGACGCAGGGCCCUCCGAGUGGCUAUCCUGUGGAGGCCAAGCCCUUCUGUCAUUCUGUCCCCCUCCCCCGAAGGUGCACACCUGGCCCCGCCCCCGUGUGUACAGACCAGGGGCCCUGGGGGACGGUGGCGCAGGGACAGGAGGCCGGGGAUGAAUUAAGGACGGCACCUGCCAAGCCGGGCUUCCUUCUCACAGGCGAGAACCGCCUCUCUCCCCCCGCCCCAUGUCACUUUCAAGAGCUCUCUUUUUAUGGUGUUAAAAAAUACAAAAUUCCUGUAAGCAGGCUUGAGACCACUUGGGUGUAAAAGUUGUCAUAACAACUUGUCUCAUGAGGGCACAAUUCAUUUGAUUUAUGGAAUACCCUGUUGUGCCAUUUAUAUCCUGUUGCUUUGUUCUCAUUCGUCUUUAUGCUGUAACUCAUACUGGUUUAUGAAAUGACUUAUCCUUUUGGCAAAGUGAUCCCAUUCAAUACAGUUACAAUAAAAGACUAAUGUGAAACUGA
Suricata suricatta (meerkat) is the source of this 6562-nucleotide messenger RNA. It is a transcript of the gene TBC1D5, whose product is annotated as TBC1 domain family member 5. The record is from RefSeq and is a predicted model, not a curated record. Gene Ontology annotation, molecular function: GTPase activator activity. Bases 462 to 2909 code for a protein of 815 amino acids. Lineage: Eukaryota; Metazoa; Chordata; Mammalia; Carnivora; Herpestidae. The transcript is spliced from 25 exons. Gene Ontology annotation, biological process: activation of GTPase activity.